AUGUCAAUAUCUGCGUUGCCGCCAUCUUCAGCGCACCUCCUACGGUCUUCAUCCUCGCUUCCAGACCCCCUCUCCAUGGUCAAGGAGCUUGUUGAUAAUAGUAUUGACGCGGGUGCUACAUCUAUCGAAAUCACGGUUGCUCCCAACACCGUCGACAAAGUUCAAGUCCGAGACAAUGGUUGUGGGAUACGGGUGGACGACUUCAAGUCACUGGGGCGUCGGUCUCAUACGAGCAAGCUCCGAAACUUCGACGAACUUCAUUUGAAAGCAGGAGAGACACUUGGUUUUCGUGGCGAGGCUCUUGCUAGUGCCAAUUAUCUGGCUACGAUCAAAAUCACAACUCGAACAGCCCAGGAUCCCAUUGCAUCACUACUUCUCUUAAACACAAAAUCAGGCGGAAUUAGCAGCCAACAGCCUGUUUCCGCUCCUGUCGGAACAACCGUCCAAGCUUUGAAUUUGUUUCAAAACCUUCCUGUCCGGAAACAAAAUGCUAUCAAAGUGAGCCGAAAGACCCUAGCAGAUAUCAGACGACUCCUAGAGGGUUAUGCGAUCGCAUUUCCACACAUCAGACUAUCAUUCAAAGUACCUGGUAGUUCAAUCCAGCCGUGGCUUUACACACCAUGCUCAACACCAAGCACGCGAGAGGCUAUCACACAAGUGUUUGGUCACACUCUUACAAGUCAGCUCGUGGCGGUGUCAUCAGACUCUUACGCUGGAACAACCUCAACCGAAGUACAGUCCAAAAAUCUGAAAAUUGUAGCCUCCUUACCCAAGCCUGACCCCGAUGCCAAUAUCAUCAAGGGGAAGGGAGCUUUCAUCUCGGUCGACUCACGACCUAUUUCAUCAUCCAGAGGCACGGGAAAGAAGCUAGUUUCUAUUUUCAGAUCGAGUGUUUCCGCAGUUCUAAACUCACCCGAGAAAUCACGAGCACCCUCCAACGCAUUUAUGCAACUCAGCAUUCAGUGUUCACCUGGAUCGUAUGACCCCAAUAUAACACCCUCGAAAGAUGAACUUCUUUUCGUGGAUGAACCAGCCGUCCUUAGCUGUUUCCAGAAGCUCUGCGAUUCUGUUUACAAGAAGAAGGUUUUGGGUGACAACGAACCUCAACACAAGCUGGUGGCGUUGGAGAAUAGCCUAUCACCUCUGCCAUGGGCUUCGAAGACGGUUGAGACACGGCUAAGAGACGGAGCACGUCUCGAUAGCAUAGAAAAAGAGCCCUUGUUGACCAACCAAGAACUUGUCGCUUCUUUGAACGAUGAGCCUGAGAGAGUUACUGGUGGUACUGACGUAUCUGGAAGUGGCGAAAGGGGUUCUCGCGCCGCUUCCACUGUUCCCACUUCACCCAAGAAAACCUCACGAUCGGGAAACCUGGAUGGGACAAGGAGUCCUAAGAAAGCCCCAGCAGUUUGGGAUAUGAUGAGGACACGAUUAACAGUCAAUCUUUCACGAAGGGAAACCGCUUCGACCGACCUGGACGGCACAGAAGAACUAGUUCCUGUGCAUGUUACACCUCGACGGGCUGGCACUCCUCUUGUCCGAGAUGGAUUGCAAUCAAACCCUCAACGUCGAGGAUUGGCUUCACACCGUCAUUUCGGUAACAUUGAUGACUAUUUUCGCCCAUCAAGGGAUGAGCCGAUCCAAAUCCCAACAGACGAGACUGCCACGCCCGAAAUCCCUCACACGAGGAGUUAUUUGACGAGUGCCUCUCAUCGUCGGCGCCUUCCGCUGAAGGAGCUGUCAGAAUCACUCCUCAACCUAUUCCGAGAAUACGAGGAAGAAGACUACGAAGACGAAAGUGAUGAUGAGUCCACAUCCGACCUUCCAUUUGCUGGGCCAUAUGCCGUUCCAUCUCCUCACACAUCUCCACGUCGUGAGAUUCCUUUCCUAAGCCAGCCUUUCAGGCCUCUCUUGGGACAGCAGUCAAUCCGCAAUGCAAUGCCAGACUUGCAAUUAACACUGCCGGCAAAUCUGCAAACACCGCCAUCAUCAGAUCCUACUGGUGCCGGUAACCCAACCCGUCGUGAUUCUCGUCGACAAUCCACCAACAAUAUCUCGGCCAGAGCCCAGAGGUCUUCUCGAGGUAGUCUGAUACCUUCAGUCAACGGGCGAAGCAGUGAUGGGUUAAGACAAAGCCGCUUGCUCCCUGGAAGUGGUCCCACAGCAUCCAAUGGCCGACGUCGAUCGGACCAAGUUUGCCCUGGAGAAUUCUCCUCUCAGGCCUAUGCGCAAUCUUGGUUGUCCGAUCAAGUACCACACAAUCAUGUAACCCCUCAAGGAGGCACGGAGGAUUCUGAACGAAGUCAACUCCAAAGGCACAAGCCGUGGUCGCACUCUCUACAGGUUUUACUUCAGAGAACACCACCGCCACAAGCCACAUGGUCGGACGAAGAAGCUGCUGGUGGAUACAGCCCAGCACCGCUAGAUCAUAUUCAUGCCCAGCACAAAGGGGGAUUCGACUCGAAAUCAUUCAAGAGACAGCGACGCGAUUCAAGCGCUUCAAGCGUUUCAAUUUCAGAAAGCGUGGGGUUGGAUUCUAGACGCCUUCUCAUGAAGCGACAGCGCAUCCGUGCAAACGGGGGGAGAUUGAGACGCAUUGCGUCGACAAAACUUCCACUUGAAACAAUAUCACCAAACGAUUCCACGCUGAAUCUCUCAGUCAAGAUCGAGGUUCGAAUGUGCGAGCUACAAGCUGCUACUCUUGAGUUCGUGAACUCUGGUCGAGCCACGAAGCCAGGCCUGGCCCUACAGUUCAGGAACAUGGAUGAGGUUGAAGAGGUUGACAGGCGAUUGAGACGAGUUACAGAGUCGUGGCUGAAAGGAAACCCAUCUAUCACGGUGGAGUACACCCUUCGAUCUGAAGUGAAGGGUAAAUCGAAGGCGUAA
Molecule: messenger RNA, 2883 nt
Organism: Fusarium tjaetaba
Lineage: Eukaryota; Fungi; Ascomycota; Sordariomycetes; Hypocreales; Nectriaceae
Product: DNA mismatch repair PMS2
Exons: 2
Coding region: 1-2883 (960 amino acids)
Biological process (GO): mismatch repair
Cellular component (GO): MutLalpha complex
Molecular function (GO): ATP hydrolysis activity; ATP-dependent DNA damage sensor activity; ATP binding
Source: RefSeq, a predicted model, not a curated record